This is a messenger RNA of Chenopodium quinoa (quinoa), 804 nucleotides long. RefSeq lists its product as uncharacterized. NCBI's taxonomy places the organism in Eukaryota, Viridiplantae, Streptophyta, Magnoliopsida, Caryophyllales, Amaranthaceae. Bases 1 to 804 code for a protein of 267 amino acids. The record is from RefSeq and is a predicted model, not a curated record. The transcript has 2 exons.
AUGCCCUUCCCGCAAAGGUUGUCAAAAGCCGUACUCGAUAGACAUUUUGGGAAAUACUGCGAAGCUCUUAAGAAGGUACACGCCUCUACUCCCUUUUCUGAUCUUUUAAUUCAAAUGCCUCAAUUUGCAAAUUUUGUGAAGAUUAUUAAAGAUCAACAAAAGGAUAAGGAAGUAGUAAAUAAGAAGGGCCCUACUCUCUUAUAUGAUAACCUACCACCUAAGCUGCAUGAUCCGGGUAGUUUCACUAUUCCCUGCACGAUAAACGAGAAAUUUUUCAAUAGGGUUUUGUGCGAUUUAGGUGCUAGUGUUAACUUAAUGCCCUAUUCAUUAUAUGAGAGUUUAGGCUUGCAAGGACUUAAACCUUCCCUUAUCUCUCUUCAAUUGGCUGAUAGAACCUCUAGACUCCUUAAGGGUAUGGUUGAAGAUGUAUUAGUUACGGUUGGUGAACUUGUUUUUCAUGUUGAUUUUGUUGUCAUGGAUAUGAAAGAAGACCAUAUGAUCCCGAUUAUAUUUGGUCGACCAUUCCUCGCCACAAGUCAAGCCGUAAUAGAUGUUCCCGAAGGACAAGUCACCAUUAGGGCCCAGGAUAAACAAGUCAUGUUCAAGCUCUUUGAUGAACAUAAUUCUAUAUUUGAUGGUGGUACUUGCUUAAGAAUCGAUGCUACUAACCCCUUGGUUGAUAAGUAUGUAUUUGAUAGAAUGUUCGUGAGAAGCAAAGACAAAAUUCCACCCGAUGAUGUGUUUGGCCAUAUGAAGGUGAAAAGAACAGAUUCUACGAAGGAGGACUACAUGGAAGGGGCAUGA